AUGGAGGCUAAGCAGUUAGAGAUGGAGGCUCAACAGGCACAAAUGAAGAAGCAAAUGAGUCAGAUGGAAGCUAAGUUUGAGGCUCAACAAAGAUGGUUUGAGGUUUUUCUCAUUCAAAUGCGUGCAAUGGAUAUGCCUAUUCUCGAACCAACUCGCAAAAACACAGAUCCACUUCAGGUACCUGAUGCAUUUAGUACUCAUAACAUAAACUCUCGUCGAUCAACGAUGAGGAGUUCAGCGACAAAAGAGAGCGAAAUUCCCGCCCAAGUGACUCUCCCUCUUAAGCCUAAGGUUCAGGAUGAUGCUGUUGGGAAAGUUCUAUUGGAUUUUUUGAGAGCGAAAGAGGAGUGCUGUUGCUUUAUCCAGUGGGGGAGUUAUAAUGAUUUGGCUGGUGAGAUUCCUCUCUCCAUUGGUGCUCUGACCUCUCUCAAGGCCUUUUCACUCACCAGUAAUAAACUAAAUGGCUCCAUACCAGUAGAAGAUGAGGUAGAAGAAGUGGAGUUUAUAACAAAGAGCAGGGCUGAAUCAUACAGAGGAAACAUUUUGUACUUCAUGUCGGGGAUCGAUCUGUCCUGGAAUAAAUUGACAGGUCCAAUUCCACCUGAAAUUGGAUACCCGAGUGGUAUUCAUACUCUAAACCUGUCAUUCAACUGUUUAACCGGAUCAAUCCCGGAAAUAUUUUCACUCCUGAAACAAGAACAAAGCCUGGACCUAUCCCACAACAGAUUGAGUGGCCAAAUUCCCUCACAGGUGGUAGAGUUGAACUUUUUAUCAGUCUUCACUGUAGCUUACAACAACUUAUCAGGUAGGACACCAGACAGGAAGGCACAGUUUGCAACAUUUGAAGAAAUCAGCUAUGAGGGCAACCCCUAUUCUUGUGGACUGCCACUGCAGAGAAGUUGCACCACCAGCAGAGUAUCGCCAUCAGCGCCACCACCUUCAAGAUCAGUACACUUAUUGGAAGCUGAAUUUUGGUGGGCUUUUGGGGAAUCAUAUGUUUUGGCAUUGUUAGGCUUUAUAGCUUUUCUCUACGUCAGUCCAUACCAUCGAAGACUGCUGUUUGGAUUCGUCGAAGCAUGUGUAGUAUCUUGUCGCUGA
Ilex paraguariensis (yerba mate) is the source of this 1098-nucleotide messenger RNA. NCBI's taxonomy places the organism in Eukaryota, Viridiplantae, Streptophyta, Magnoliopsida, Aquifoliales, Aquifoliaceae. The record is from the annotation of a GenBank genome assembly.